AUGAGUACCCGGCCAAGCCCCGCACCAUUUAAACGUUCGAUCGAUGGAUUGUUUAACGUUUGGCUUAACCUGCGAAACCAAGGCCACGAGAAACCGCUCCGUAACGCACUGUACAAUGUGCUGGUGGUCGGUGUGAUUGCGGUCGUAAUCGGUGUGACGCUGGUGCUGGCACCCUUCUUCAAACCACUCCUGUGGGCGUUUCUGUUCGGUGCGGUACUAUUUCCGGCUAAAAAACGACUUUCCGCCUCGCUAAAGCGUUGGAUCGAACGUAUUGAGAAGGAUGAGAAAUACCUGUUGCUGGGUGUGGUGGGCGCACCACUGUGCUGGGUGGAUUCACUGGGCGAAUUUCUUACCGGUUGGCUGCGGGACCAUCUGAAGAUAAUUACUGGACUGGUCGGUGGGUUAGUGACGCUGCGCUUCAUACUGUGGCUAACGCCCAGCGAGGUGUUUUACUCAAUAUGGAACUUUAUCGUAUGGAUCCAUUCGCUAUUCCGCACACUGCUCGGUUCGCUAUCGCUGCAGAUGGUUGUCGUGAUACUGGUGGUGUACGUUGUAAGUGUAUACUUCCUCUGGACGCCGGAUCAUUCCCUGCCGUUUCUAGUGAUCGGACAGUUUCUGUGGAUGGUCAUCGUUGGGUAUGGGAGCAGCUUUCUUGGUGCUCUGCAGGUGCCCGUAUUUCUGGGCCUGCUAAUGUAUGGGCUUAUUGGUUUAAUAUACAACCUGCAGAAAGAUGAACGCAACGUACGAUUCAUCGACAAAUGGCAUAGCCUGCUAGAUGUUACGAGCUACCGGUUGGAGGACUCAAUGAUCGCCGCCAGCCCUGCCAAUCUGGAUGGAACACGAAUAGAGGAAAUUAAAGCGAAACUAAGGCUAGAUGUUUCGGCCACGCCACAGCUUUCCAGUACGAUGAAUGAAACGCCCGGCCACGGUACAACGUAUCCGGCCAGCAUGCUGACCAACGUCGAAUCAUCACUCGAAAGUGACAACUAUUUCCGGUUGCUGUUUUACGCUUGCGGUGCCACACUGGUUUGGAUGCACACCUGGCUGCUGUUUCUUGGCUGUAUACCCAUCUUCCUGUACAUCAUACGGCGAGCGGCCGAAUUUUUGGGUAUCAUUGCGUACGUAUCGCAGCAGGCCCACCUGAACUGGCAAGCACUUAAGCAGUGGCUUUUUCCACGCCAUGCUGCACUGCUGCCGCUAUGUUUGCCGGGCAUACUGCGCUUAAACACCAACAUUCAUCGGUACGCCUGUGCUAAGCUGCGGUCGUACAUCGAUGAUAUUACCUCGAUCGUGAUGAUCGGCUUUCUGAUCGUGCUCGUGAUGCUGAUCAGUGUGUUUGCGUGCGCGCAAAUCUACUCGGAAGCGAUAGCGGUCGCACAGCUUGGUUCGAAUCUCGUCAACCGCACACUGAUACACAAACCAGAACUGAUUGAAAUGUUACCGAUCGACAUGCAGUCGAUGGACAACAUAAUUGACAACGCGUACAAGUACGGUCGGUCACACAUCGAACAGUACGUGGACGGUAUCUUUAACGAUACCGAUCCGGCCCAAGCGAUCAAGCUCAAGAUGCAGAUUCUAAGUGUUUGGGACCGGUUAAUACAAAGCUGGAUGGAUCGGAGCAAUGGGGAUGGUAUGGUGGGACCACGUGUUCCUGCCCAAGCGAUACGCAUGACUAUAGAUGAGAUUUUUAUCAAUCCAAUUACGAAAGCUGGUCUCAUUGGCUUCAUCAAGAGCAAUUUCGGUAUGCUCUGGGAGGUGGCCGAUUCGCUGUGGAUGCUGCUAAGAACAAACCUGACGCUGCUACUGUCGGCCGUUGGUACACUUGUAUCAGCCAUCCUAGGCGGAGGACAUGCGGUUUUGAAAUUUUUAUUCCAUACAAUCAUUUUCUUUACGACACUGUUUUAUUUGCUACAAAGCAGCCAAGACCGGUACGCACCGACCGCAAUCAGCAUCAACAACUCGUGGGGUCCCCGCAUCAUACAGGCGCUGGAAGAUUCGAUAUCGAGCGUUGUCGUAGCCACGCUUAAGCUGGCCCUCUUCCAUGGACUCUUUACUUGGCUCACCCAUACCGUGUUUGGGGCGCACAUUGUUUAUCUGCCGGCGGUGCUGGCAUCGAUACUGGCGGCAGCACCCUUCCUGGAGACUUAUUGGUGCAGUGCACCAGCCUUUCUCGACCUGUGGUUAUCGCAGGAUCGGUUUUGGUUGGGUGUAACCUUGGUGAUGAUACACUUUAUCGUACCGUCCAACUUUAAUCCCAUCAUUCAUUCGGAGAUAAAAGGGGGAGGUCAUCCAUACCUGACCGGUCUUUCCAUUGCUGGCGGGAUGUAUCUAUUCGGCUUGGAAGGUGCACUGCUCGGUCCGCUGUUACUUUGUUUGUUGGUUGUUCUGUUUGAAGUUACCAUCAGUGCUAUCCGUGAUAGCCCGGCCACGCCACAAACUAGAAAAUCAAGCUUAGAUACGAAUAACGAUAUUUACUCUCCCGCGACGACCAAACCAACGACUGCACCAUCGGCUGCCUAUUUAAUACGGACCAAAGAUGGCAAAUUUUUAAACUCACCGUUAGCCCUGAACUGCACCGCAUCACCCACGUGCAUGAACGUCCGUGGCACGCCAUUACACUAA
Molecule: messenger RNA, 2622 nt
Organism: Anopheles maculipalpis
Lineage: Eukaryota; Metazoa; Arthropoda; Insecta; Diptera; Culicidae
Product: transmembrane protein 245
Exons: 7
Coding region: 1-2622 (873 amino acids)
Source: RefSeq, a predicted model, not a curated record